GGGUGUCCCGGGUCUGGGACCGAGAAGAGCUGUGACGCUGUAGGAGCGGUCACCUUGUCAUAUGGCGCUCGGCCAGACUUCAGUCAUAGCUUGAUAACCGCUCCACCAACACCAUCCCGACAAAACAAGAAGAAGAAAAAAGAACUUGGAAGAAGAGAGAGGUCGUCCGGAAAUUCCAUUCGCCUCCUGCAACGUCCUUGAUCUUCCCGCUAGGUGACAAGGCACACUCGAGGAUUUACGACGUGACAGAUUUAUAGUGUUUUACAGUGUGUGAACAGUGUCAGUGGUACAGUGACAGUGCAGUGAACACGAGAGGGAGAGAGAGGGGGCAAGGAGAGAGGGAGAGAGUACCUUGGAGAGCCUUGGCUGACAUUGAUGGAGUUUCACCUGGAUAGUGCAGAGUAUUGUCAGGCUCAGCACAAAUAGACAGUUCCGGCGAAAGCGCGUUGAGUUGUUGUGUGUGCGUGAACGCCAGCUCCAUCCGAGCACCGAUAGUCAUCUGGUGAGCUACUCGGGAAGAAAAUUCUGCCCUUGGUGGCCUGUCUUGAAUGGGGUGAAGAGUAAAGGAGUGCGGAGUGCGUAGUGGAACGAAAGAGACAAGGGAGUGUUUUAUUUCCGGCUCAUCAGCUUGAUGACAUUCGGUGCGUUUCUGUAAACAUUACACUAGGCGAUAAUAUCGAAUUGUUCUCUCUAGUUGUGGACGGACUGCGUCAGUCUCUCUGUGUUCAUGUGCGGUAACUUGUGUGUCUGGUGAACCUUGCGUAUUGCAUCCGUACUUUGUGUUGCCUACAAGACUUGUAGUUUUUUCUAUAUUUUGCCAGAUCUGAAUCAAAUUUUUUACGAGAGAAUAUUUUUUGAUCUAAUAAGAUUUAAGUGAGAACUCAAGAGUAAAUACAUCACAUUAAGAUAAGCCCUUUUAUAAAAUUUUGGUUGAGAUCGUGUUUAAUUUUUAUAUUUCGGAAUGAGUAAUAUCAUCAUAGAAAACAUGAGGACGAAGGAUAUACGGCCUCCUCCCUGCGAGAUAGAAUACAAGAACAUGAAGUUCCUAAUCACGGAUAGACCCACAGAUCAGACGAUCCAGCACUAUAUUCAGCAGGUUAAUUUAACAACUGUAAGGAAGAUCGGGCCGUGGUUGCAGGAACUGAAGAAACACAAGGUGCGGGACGUGGUACGAGUGUGCGAGCCAACCUACAAGGUGGAUGAGCUCAGCACUGAGGGUAUCAGUGUGACGGACCUCGCCUACGACGAUGGCACUUCACCGCCUUCUGAGGUCGUGGAUGAGUGGUUCGAACUACUGAAGAAGAGGUUCAAGGAGGAGCCGGAGGCGUGUGUCGCAGUUCACUGCGUGGCUGGCCUGGGACGAGCUCCGGUACUCGUGGCACUGGCCCUCAUUGAGCUGGGUAUGAGGUACGAGGAUGCUGUGGAACUCAUCAGACAAAAACGCAGGGGGGCGAUCAACGCCAAGCAGUUGCAAUUCCUGGAGAAGUAUCGACCAAAGUCCAGGCUCAAACUGAGGAACGGACACAAGAACUCCUGCACCAUCCAGUAAACGUCUCUUCUGUCAUCUGCUGUCAUCUGCGUUCUCUUUUAAAACCUAACAAGAAUUUAAAUAUUCUGGAAGUUUACAAGUGUUAACGACUAAUAUCUUAGUGAUAACUCAGUUUGUAUGUUCAGUCUUUCAUUUGUUUCAUCAGCAAUCUAUACACAUGUAUUCGUACAAAAGUAUUUUUGUGUUUUAGUAUUUAAAGUAAUUAUUUCCAGUUAUGAUUCCUCAUGGUGGACGAUUACCAUUGUUAGGCAUGAUAUUUGUUGGCAGUGGUUCGCUGCUUUAGUUUACCGUCGUAACUUUAGUACACAGUAGCGUGACCCUGUACAUCUGUCACAGUUCAAUUCCGUUUGUUCCGUUAUUUGUUCGUACACCGCUGGAAUAGUUGUUGUUCAUGUUAAACUGUUACAAAUCUAUCUAUCGUCAGUGUAAGCCGCCUUAAACUGUUUAUUUUUCAAACACUAUUUUCAGAAAAUCUUUUCCUAAGCACUGCCAAAACGAACCGGGUCGCAUCGAUUGCUGGUGACCAGACAACUGGUCGCAUAACUGGCGACAAGAAUCGUUACUGGAAAGAUUCUCUUCUGUUCUGUCGUGUUUAGCUCGUCGAUAGUAGUUCGCUUUUAAUUAUGUUUUAAUGUUAAGUUCAAGAUAGUUCUGUACUUUAGAUUUAUAUUUAUAUACCAUUCAGUGUAAAUUUAACUAUUAAUUGUAUUAAUCAGUUAGGUAUUAAGUGGAUUUCUUGAGUUAAGGCAUGUAGUACAAUUUUUAGAUUGCCUCAUUCAGUUGGCAUGCCCUCUUACGGUCAAGUUUCCCCAACACUGGAGCCUGAAAAGUUAUUUUUUCUAAGAUAGGUCCAAAGAAAUCGAAGAGUCACAAUGUUGGAGGUUUAUUUUAUCAUUUUAUUUUUGUAACUGAAUGGCUUUCUUUUUAAUUGUUUGAUUAUUGUGAAAAUGUGUUACGUGGAGACUCCUUGUUAGUUUUAUCCUGUAUGCUUGUAAUGUGUGCGUAAGCAUGGGUAAUCCAAUAGUUAGGAACCAAAAUUAGUAGUUUGUUUGGUUUCUAACUGUUGGAUAAUCUGUGCGUAGAAACCAAAUAGAUUAAUGAUUUAUUUGGUUUUUAACUGUUGGAUCAUCUGUGUUUACGCACAGUUAGAAACCAAUUAAAUUAUUAAUUACAGUGGAAUUAUAUAUGUAAUGAAAUAAACCAAUAAAAAAACUUAAACACCA
Molecule: messenger RNA, 2772 nt
Organism: Homalodisca vitripennis (glassy-winged sharpshooter)
Lineage: Eukaryota; Metazoa; Arthropoda; Insecta; Hemiptera; Cicadellidae
Gene: PRL-1
Product: PRL-1 phosphatase
Exons: 6
Coding region: 962-1549 (195 amino acids)
Biological process (GO): protein dephosphorylation
Cellular component (GO): nucleus
Molecular function (GO): protein tyrosine phosphatase activity
Source: RefSeq, a predicted model, not a curated record